Nezara viridula (southern green stink bug) is the source of this 2140-nucleotide messenger RNA. NCBI's taxonomy places the organism in Eukaryota, Metazoa, Arthropoda, Insecta, Hemiptera, Pentatomidae. The record is from the annotation of a GenBank genome assembly.
GUCCUUCGCUAUCCCUUCCCAUGGUCAGUCCGUCAAUGAUAGUAGAGUGAUUGAUAUCAUGUCCGUCGUGAAUGGGUUUGUUGACAGUGUCUUGUGAAUCGGUGAAAGUGGAAAUCGUACGAAUACAUUAGUACUGCCGUGCUUGUGACAGCUCUACCAUUUCUCGUGACGUUUAUGGUGAUUUUAUGAGCGACAGUGAUUCCUAUGAGACCGCAUAUGAAUCUUCACCCGAGGCCAAAUUCGAAUCUAAGUUGAACAACAGGAUGCACGUGAUGGAGGGGGACAUGGAGAAGGCGGGGGAGGGCGCCCCCGACCUGGCCCAGCUCUUGGAGGACCAGUCCCGGGCCGAUGCCAAGCAGGCCCUCCCCAUCGCCGAGGAGCACCGCAACGGCAUCCAGAAGGAAAAUGAGACUAUUGAGCCAGUCAAAGAGGUCCAGGAGGAAGCACCACUGCCUGCUCCUGAAAUUAAAGAAGAAAUUAAGGAGGAAGAAACUCCCGCUCCUAAAGAGGUGCCCGUUGAAGAAGAGAGGCCCCAAUCCAGGCCAAUAACUCCCAAAGAAGAAGAACCUCAAAACUCCCUACCUCCUCCUAAUCCUAAUCCAGAAGCUUCACGGAAACGGGCUUUAGAUGUGAAGGAACCAGAACCUGAGGGUGGCAGUGGCGGCGAGGAAAGCGAUUCCAGUAGAAAGCGCAAUAAAGUGGACCAAGAGACUGAAACAAUUCCUGCGGAGGCUUCUAAUCGUGAAACUAGGACUCCAGUGGAUGACGAAAGAGAAAGAAUGAUCUCUGAGUUUGUAACAGAGGUUUCUACUUCACCUGAUAGCCUCGGUGAGGCUUCUGACCGGCUGGCCAAAGAGAUUGAGAGCCUUGGGGAAAUGGCCGCCACAAAAGAGAUGGAAUGGAAUGCCAUUCUCAGGGUAAGGAAGCUGAAGGAAGAAAUGUUGGAAAGGCUGCUAAGGAGAAAAAGAAUGCACUGCCUCGACGAGCAGCCAGUUCCUGAAAGGUUCCCUGAGCAUUUAAAUUUAAACAAUAAGGUACCGAAUAAUCUAAUGAUGAUGAUGAUGAGGGGUCCGAGGUUUCCAGACGGUCUUGGUAAGCAGCAGAGACCUAUCCUUCCUAAACCAAGUCCUUAUGCUGUGGGGAUCAACCCCCGUGAAGGCAGAAAUGGACCUAUUGUAGAUGUCAAGUCAAUUAUAGAUGAUUAUAGUGGUGGUUACAGGUCACGCCAUCCAGAGACUGCUCCUCGGCGAGGGAGAAGGAUGCGAGGAUCCGCUGAACAACGCUUUUCAUCGAAUCCGUCUCUCAUUAGCAUGGCCAACAUGGCGCUUGGCACUGGAGCUUCUGUUAGGACUGUGUCUGAUCAUGUCUAUAAUAUGGGUAUGGAGCAGAGCAGGCGAGAAGAAGCCGCCAUUAAGGAGUCAGUGAAGCCAAAUGGAGCGAAGCCUUAUCCUGAGGUGACGCUACAUCCUGUCUCCCCACCUUCCUUGCUCCACCAGGUGCUAACCAAAUCAACACCACCCAGGCCAGCCUCCUUCUCCCCCACCCUGGCGCGACUUCUGACUGCGCCGGAACGACCUCCGGCCCCACCUCCUCACUUCAGGCCGCCAUCUAGGGUGUCCAUAGCAGACAUAUUAUCGUCGACAAAGCAGAAGAACCGUAAUGAAAUAACCAUAACCCCAGUCAGUGGUACCCCUCCCGUAGCUGUCAAGAAUAAAGAAGAUGUUGUUUUAUUGGAUGAUGACGAUGGAGAUGGUGGAGACCGACUUGUUAUUGACGAAGGCUCCGAAGAGGUUCCUCAAUGCCAGGGUUGUAGGCAUAAGUCGGCACAGUUUGUUUGUGCGGGCUGUGGCAACCAAUGGUGUCAGCCUGGGAAGAACACUCGGAAGUGUGUACGGGAUGAGACCAAACUAAACGUAGCAAGAAGACGUGCCAAAAAGAUCUCACUGGAGCUAUGAUUACUACUUCCUAUCUACCACCUACUUUAUUUAAUUGUUACCAGUUUUAUUUAUACACCUCCCAAAUUGUAUUUAUAAAUGGAAUAUUUAUUCCUUAGUAUUUCCAAUGGUAUUCCUAUUUUAGUUAUAUCAUUUUAAAUGUAAUUGUAAUUAUAACAUUUACAAUAAACAUUUUUUCAAGUACA